UCUUGAAACUGAAAUGCUCAUAUACGUAUAAAAUUGAAGUCAGUUUCUAGAGUGCAUUUAGUCACUUUCGAAUCAUGACAGCGAUCAAGUUGCUUUUAAUAUUCGCGCUUGCUGGAGCAGCCAACGCUCUGGAAUGCUACCAUUGUAAAAGUGAGGAAUACGGGAGUAAAUGCAUUAACAAUACUUCUGAAUGGCAAUUGCUAGAAUGUCCUCCUGACAUGACAGUGUGCUAUAUAUUUCUACAACGUCAAUCAGAUAAUCAUACGAUUGGAUUAGCUGAAAGAGGGUGCGCUCCAGAUAUGAACCAUUGCAAAAACCUUAUAGGGAUAGAUAAGAGUUAUCGAAGUGCUCGCAUCGCUCUCAAUUGUCACGUUUGCAAUCAAUCAAAAUGCAAUUCUAGAAAUGCCUUGAAUAUGAAUUCUUCGCAAAGAUCAUCUUUGAAUAUCUUCCUGUUUUUGCUACCCAUUUUUAUGAUGUCUAAGAUGUUGUGUGGAAAAUGAUGAAUGAAAUAAAGACGACAAAUUCUCCUUUA
This is a messenger RNA of Phlebotomus argentipes, 532 nucleotides long. RefSeq lists its product as uncharacterized. The transcript has 3 exons. NCBI's taxonomy places the organism in Eukaryota, Metazoa, Arthropoda, Insecta, Diptera, Psychodidae. Bases 75 to 500 code for a protein of 141 amino acids. The record is from RefSeq and is a predicted model, not a curated record.